Diatraea saccharalis (sugarcane borer) is the source of this 2022-nucleotide messenger RNA. Lineage: Eukaryota; Metazoa; Arthropoda; Insecta; Lepidoptera; Crambidae. The record is from the annotation of a GenBank genome assembly.
AUGAGACCGCCGAAGAUCAACGACCAGCCCACUAUAGUCAACUUCCACGUCACCGUCAUGGGUUUGGAUUCUAUUGAUGAAAACUCCAUGGUGAGUGAAGAUAAACAAAAUAUCUUACACUAGUAGUUUAUAUAAUUUACGCGGACGGAGAAACAGCGUAUAAUGUGGCUUCUUGUAAGAGAAUGAAUUUUUAAAAUCGGUCCGGUAGUUUCGGAACCUAUUCGAUGCAAAACGGCAAUGUAGGUAUGUUUCAUUUUAUGUAUGUUCACCAAUUUUUCCGCCAAAUGGGGAAGUAUUUAAAAAAAAAACAUUAGUUCCCAAAAUCAGACUAGGCUGUGCUCCCGAAAUCAACUGUGGCUACGAUAUUUUCUUAAUUUUUUCUAUAACAACCCUUUGGUUUUCUUUCAUGUAUAAAAGUAAAUUAAUUAUCAAAACUCAUAAACAACUCAUUUGUACUUUUUCGUAUUUGUAUUAAUAUCUAUGUUUCAAACUUUGCAUAUAUCAGUUUUAUUGUAUGUUAGUUAAAAGGAACGGAAAUGACUAUCUUUAGUCCAUUCGUUUCUUGCAAAAAUCAAUUUUUGUUAGAGUCGCUAACAAAACAAAAUAUGCUUUUUAUCAGAUAAUAAUAAAUAUUUUGAUGACAUAUUCAUAUCAGCAAAAAAAAUUCGAAAGGAAGAUACGACAAAUUUCUAUUUAAGUAGGUAUGUUCAUCGAUUUCUUCUUGAAAUAGCUGUGUCCUCCCAAAAUCGCCCGUGUAAAAUUAUAACCUAUGUCCCCCGCGUAUUAUGUAUCUUCUAAUAGGCGAAAUAAUUUUAUAGUCGGUCCAAUAAACUUUCGGAUCCUUUACAAUGCAAACAAUCAAAUCUUUCUUGUCAUAUGAAUAUAGAUUAAAAAAUUAUGUCAAGCAAAUAAACAAAAUCUCCUUUCCUAAGAUUGUCACUAUGAUGCAAAUUUAAUAUUUUAGUGUUACAUGUCGUAAUUUAAAAAUAUUAAUAUCAUUAAAAAGCAUGAAAUAAAAACUUUUUUCAGAAAAUAGAACUAACUUCAAACCUUAAUAAAAUGAUGUAUAAUUAGUUAAUAUGAAUAAAAACAUAACUAAUCUCUUGUUGACAGACCUACGCUGCUGAUAUAUUUUUUGCGCAAACUUGGAAAGAUUUUCGUCUACGUCUACCGGAAAACAUGACGUCAGAGUACAGACUGCUUGAAGUGGACUGGCUCAAGCACAUGUGGCGUCCAGACUCCUUCUUUAAGAACGCCAAGUCUGUCACCUUUCAGACGAUGACGAUACCCAAUCAUUACGUUUGGCUGUACAAGGACAAGACGAUACUCUAUAUGGUGAAACUCACCCUGAAGCUGUCUUGUGCUAUGAACUUCCUCAUCUAUCCUCAUGAUACACAGGAGUGUAAGCUGCAAAUGGAGAGUUUGUCUCACACGACAGACGACCUCAUCUUCCAGUGGGACCCUGAUGUGCCACUGGUGGUGGACGAGAAUAUAGAAUUGCCUCAACUCGAAUUGGUGCAGAAUCGAACUGCAGACUGCACGCAGGUUUAUUCAACAGGUAACUUCACGUGCUUAGAAGUCAUAUUCAAGCUAAAACGUCGGCUGGGCUAUCAUCUGUUCAACACCUAUAUACCGACAUGUCUCAUCGUCAUUAUGUCCUGGGUCUCGUUCUGGAUCAAGCCGGACGCGGCGCCGGCGCGGGUUACGUUAGGCGUGACGUCACUGCUGACGCUGUCUACGCAGCACGCCAAGUCGCAAGCGCAGCUACCACCGGUCUCAUAUCUGAAAGCCGUUGACGCUUUCAUGUCAGUCUGCACCGUAUUUGUGUUCAUGGCUUUAAUGGAGUACUGUCUUGUGAAUAUUGUUCUUGGGGAUGGAGCGGGUAAACCUAAGGACGCAGCCGAGGCGGCAAAGGCUCGUACACGCGCCAUCAACAUCGACAGGUUCUCCAGAGUAUUCUUCCCUCUACUUUUCUCUGUACUCAAUGCGACCUACUGGAUUCAGUUCGCGCAGUACAUCUGA